Molecule: messenger RNA, 1675 nt
Organism: Calidris pugnax (ruff)
Lineage: Eukaryota; Metazoa; Chordata; Aves; Charadriiformes; Scolopacidae
Gene: ARL10
Product: ADP-ribosylation factor like GTPase 10
Exons: 4
Coding region: 47-748 (233 amino acids)
Molecular function (GO): GTPase activity; GTP binding
Source: RefSeq, a predicted model, not a curated record
CAGCUGGCGGGGGGGGGAGCGCUGCCGGUGCCGGUACCGGUGCGGCAUGGCUCCGGCCGGUGCCCUGCGGGAGCUGACGCUGGCCCUGGGGGCCGCCGUGGCCGUUCUCGGCUCCAUCCUCUUCAUCGCCGUGAAGAUGUACUUCCGCGGCACCGGCACCGGCACCGGCUGGAGCGGCUGGUGGGAGCGGGAGCUGCGGGAGCUGCGGGACCGAGCCCCUCCCGGCGACGCGCUGGACUGGCGGCAGGUCCUGGUGCUGGGGCUGGACGGGGCCGGGAAGAGCAGCGUCCUGCACUACCUCUGCAGCCAGACGGCCAGGGACCGCAUCGCCCCCACCCACGGCUUCAACUCUGCCCAGCUCUUCAUCCAGGGGAUGGAGAUGGACCUGCUGGAGGUGGGUGGCAGCCAGAACCUGCGAGCCUACUGGCCCCACUACCUGGACCAGGCCCAUGUGCUGGUGUUCGUGGUGGACUCGGUGGACAGGUCACGCCUGCUGACAGCACGCCAGGAGCUGCACGCGCUGCUGGCCAACGACCCCCGGCUGCCCCUGGUCGUGCUGGCCAACAAGCAGGACAAGAGCGAUGCCCUGAGCACAGCAGAGCUGCAGGAGGAGCUGGCCCUGCACACCCUCAGCGGGCAGCGGGAGCUUUUCCUCCUGCCCACCAGCGCGACCUGGGACGGCCUGAACACUGCCACCAGUGUCCUCCACGUGAAGAACCUGCUGGUCACCCUGCUGUCCCAGCCCUGAGCCAGCGUGGGGGCCACACAGGCUCCCGCCCCCAAUGUGGCUCCUCUUCGGGGUCUGCGGCGCGAGGAUGGAGGUAUCUGGGUGGGUGCCGCUGGAGCUCAGACACACUGGCAGCCGGCUGCCAGUCCUGGGGUGCUUGCUGCACCCCACGAGGUUUGGGGUUGAGCUGUGGCAUGGUUGCCCUCAGGGAACACGAGCAGCAGCCUCUGCUCUCUGCUACAGGGAGAGGACAGCCGCCUCCCCCAGCUCAGGGAUGAAAUCUGCCUUGGGAUGGAGGCACAAGCACGGCUCUCACCCCCUGGUGAGCGGGAACAUGUGGGACAGGGCAGGGCCCUGCACCUUCAUGGCAGCCCUGCAGGAUAUUAAAUGGAUGGGGCUGGAAAAGCGAGGUAAUCCUCUCACCCAGUGGCAUGGACAGGAUGUCUCAGGAGAUGGGUUCUUCUUCCCAAAAAACCACGAGGAGUUACUGCUGGCACAGCCCUGCCAGCUCAGUAUACACUAGUGGGAAUAACCCACUCGGGCUGUGCCUCACCGGGGCCCAGCACAGCUCUCAGCCCCCCAGAUCUGGAUUUAAAGCCCUGUUAUGAGAUGAAGGCAGGUGUCAGGCAGCCCUGCACUGCCCCUUCUCUCUGAACAGGGUGAAGACAGGCUGUUUGGAAGGAGCUGUGCUCAGCAGGUCUUUGUCCCCCUUGCCCAGUCUCUCUCCCCUCUCAGCUGCCCCAGGGAGAAGGGGAAGGAGCCAGGCUCGGGCCCGCAGGAAGCCCUGCCUGCAGGCAGGAGGCUGCUGGAUCCGGCCACAGGGCGCUGGGUCCUGGAAAACCCAUCGGGGAAGCUGGGGAGCAUUUCAGGGGAAGGGAGUACACGCCGACUGGUCUCUGCUGUGAAACCUUCUGUACAGUCGCUCCUUUCUUUUAUCAAUAAAAGAAG